This is a messenger RNA of Zingiber officinale, 4467 nucleotides long. Its product is annotated as kinesin-like protein KIN-14L. Gene Ontology annotation, molecular function: ATP binding; microtubule motor activity; microtubule binding. The transcript is spliced from 23 exons. Bases 270 to 4106 code for a protein of 1278 amino acids. The record is from RefSeq and is a predicted model, not a curated record. Lineage: Eukaryota; Viridiplantae; Streptophyta; Magnoliopsida; Zingiberales; Zingiberaceae. Gene Ontology annotation, biological process: microtubule-based movement.
AAUAAUGCUUGGGAUUCAAUCCAAACCCAGUUCGACGCGGACCUAACUCGAUCCCGUUUCUGAGCCAAUCAAAAAAGCAAUGGCCGCCGCAGCUGCUCGCCUCAUCAUCUCAUGGCUUCCGCGAUGAACAUAUAGAUAGGCCUCUUUUACUUCCCCGGUUCUCCUCUCCUUCCUAGCUCACUCUGCUCUCUCUGCAUUUUUUCUUUGUCUUCGCUGCUUCGAUCUAGGGUUCGGGUUGGCUUUUAUUCGAGGGAAGAAGUGCGGCGGCAAUGGCGGAGCCGAAGAACCGGUGGACGUGGGAUUUGCCGGGGUUCGAGCCGAAAAGGUCGGCAGAGGACCAGCGCUCCCCACCAUUGGUGCCACGGCUGUCGGUUUCGCAGUCGUCCCUGACUCCCCGGCCGGACUCCUCGAAGAAGCCGAUCGCCGUCCGGCUCCAGAAGUUGGAGAAACAGGUCAAGCACACAAGAGAUUACUACUUGGAACUGAAGCAGGAAGCCACCGAUCUUAAAGAAUAUUCUCAUGCCAAACUCGAUCGAGUUACGCGUUACCUUGGUGUACUUGCAGACAGGGCUAGAAAAUUAGAUCAAGCUGCUCUUGAAAGUGAGGCUAGAAUAAUUCCUCUAAUCAAUGAAAAGAAAAAAGUUUUCAAUGAUUUGUUGAUGGCCAAAGGAAGCAUUAAAGUAUACUGUCGUAUAAGGCCACCUUUCGAAGAUGAAGGCCCUUCUAUAAUUGAGCUUCCAGAUGAAUUCAUAGUUCGAGUAAACAUCAGUGAUGAUUCUCUUGCCAAUCCUAAGAAGGAUUAUGAAUUUGAUCGAGUAUAUGGCCCUCAUGUUGGGCAAGGGGAAUUCUUUUGCGAUGUUCAACCGUUUGUACAGUCGGCUUUGGAUGGAUAUAAUGUAUCUAUAUUUGCAUAUGGCCAAAGCGGCUCUGGGAAGACGCACACAAUGGAAGGAUCUAGUCAUGAACGUGGUUUAUACCUUCGCAGCUUUGAGGAGCUUUUUGAUCUGUCUAAUUCAGAUACCACUUCAUCAUCUCAGUAUACUUUCUAUGUUACUGUCUUUGAGCUUCAUAAUGAACAGGUUCAAGAUUUGCUGGUAAAAUCUUUAAGCACCUCAUCAAGCAAUCAGUUCAGCAACCAAGAUUCAUCCUUGGAACUAGUGCAGGAGAAAGUAGACAACCCUUUGGAAUUUACUAAAGUACUUAAAGUUGCACUGCAGAAUCGAGGGACAGAUUCUUCAAAAGCCAUCAUGUCACAUUUGAUUGUUACCAUUCAUAUUCAUUAUUCCAAUUGGGUCACUGGAGAAACUCUUUACAGCAAACUCUCUCUUGUUGAUUUACCUGGAAGUGAAUGCUUUAUGGUGAAAGAUGCUACAGGAGAUCAUUUAACAAGCUUUUUACAUGUUUCAAAGUCACUUUCUGCGUUGGGUGAUGUUUUGAAUUCAUUGACUACAAAGAAAGAGUCUAUACCAUUUGAAAAUUCAAGGAUGACUCAAAUUCUUUCUGAUUCCCUGGGUGGUAGCUCAAAGACCUUGCUGAUCGCCCAUGUUUGCUCAGAUGCUUCAAAUCUUUCUGAAACAUUGACUACACUUAACUUUUGUGCUAGAGCUAGAAAUGCAGAAUUGAGCCUGGGUAAUCGUGAUACAAUUAAGAAAUGGAAAGAUGUGGCAAAUGAUUCACGAAAGGAACUUUAUGAGAAAGAAAAAGAAAUCCUUGAUCUUAGGAAUGAAGUGAUGGAGCUUAAGCUUGCUCUUAAAGAUGCUAAUGAUCAAUGCAGUCAGUUGUUUAAUGAAGUACAAAAAGCUCAGAAAGCUUCUUUUACACUUCAAGCAGAUUUAAAGGCAGAAAAUUUAACACCGAUAGAAAAACAAAACGUUGAAGAACAGAAUGUUCAGCUUCAGAAUCAAGUUGCUCGCAUAUUGCAAUCUGAGCAGGAACAGAAAACCCAGAUCCAUGAACGUGAUCAAGUCAUUCAAAAGCUGCAGGCCAAACUAAAGGGGAUUGAGUCUCAACUUAAUGAGGCCCUCCAAUCAAGUGAUGCCCGUAUAAUUAGCAGAUAUGAGACAGGGUCUACUGGAGUUCUUUCAACUGCUAAGGUAACAGAGGAUACUGUUGAUUCUUCACAGGUCAUAAAGAAACUUGAAGAGGAACUGUCAAAGAGGGAUGCUCUUAUUGAGAAAUUGCACCAAGAGAAUGAGAAGCUAGUUGAUAGGCUUACAGAAAAAUCAUCACUUGCUUCAUCACCUCAGAUUAUGUCGAGCCCUGCUGCUGGAAGAAAUGUGGACAUGCAGAGAAGAGACUUAAACAGGGGUGACAACAACAGAGUACCUUCACUCAAUGCCCUAGCAUGGCCUGGUUCACAGGACAAGAAUGAAAACACAGGAGCUCUUGUGAAAUCAAGUAAUGAGAUGAGAAAGACAACACCUGCUGGAGAGUAUCUUACUGCUGCACUUGCUGAUUUUGAUCCGGACCAGUUUGAGAGCUUUGCUGCAAUAUCUGAUAGUGCUAAUAAACUUUUGAUGCUGAUUUUGGCUGCAGUCAUCAAAGCAGGUGCUGCUAGGGAACACGAAAUACUUGCUGAGAUCAGAGAUGCUGUUUUUUCAUUUAUUCGUAAAAUGGAACCAAAGAAGGUUAUGGACACCAUGCUAGUUUCACGUGUCAGAAUAUUAUAUAUAAGAUCUCUGCUUGCUCGAUCACCUGAGCUGCAAUCGAUCAAGGGUUCUUCAGUAGAACGGUUCCUUGAAAAAGCUAAUGAUGGCCAUAGCAGAAGUUCUAGCCGUGGUAGUAGUCCUAGUAGAUCUCUGGUUCACUAUGAUUCAGUCCAUGGUUUUAAGGUGAACAUAAAACCAGAAAAAAAGUCUAAAUUGUCAUCCAUAGUCUUAAAGCUUCGAGGGAUUGAUCAGGAGACGUGGAGGCAACAUGUUACUGGAGGAAAGCUCCGAGAAAUAACUGAGGAGGCUAAAGCUUUUGCAAUUGGAAAUAAGGCACUUGCUGCACUCUUUGUUCAUACACCAGCUGGUGAGUUGCAGCGCCAAAUUCGGUCAUGGCUUGCAGAGAAUUAUGAUUUCCUCUCUGUCAUGGGUGAUGAUUCUAUCAGUGGAAAUUCUACCAACCAACUAGAACUUCUGUCAACUGCCAUUAUGGAUGGAUGGAUGGCUGGUCUGGGUACUGCACAGUUUCCGAGUACUGAUGCUUUGGGCCAACUUUUGUCUGAAUACACCAAACGGGUUUAUUCAUCACAAUUGCAACAUUUAAAGGAUAUAGCAGGUACUUUGGCAACAGAGGAAGCUGAGGAUGUAGCCCAUGUCAACAAGCUGCGAUCAGCUCUGGAAUCUGUCGAUCAUAAGAGAAAAAAGAUUUUACAACAAAUGAGAAGUGAUUCAGCGUUAUUAACAAAAGAGCAAGGUGGUUCGCCCAUCCGAAAUCCAUCUACGGCUGCUGAAGAUGCGCGAUUGGCAUCUCUCAUAUCAUUGGAUACCAUCUUAAAAGAAGUCAAGGAAAUUCUGAGACAAACAUCCACAAGUUUGCUUACUAAAUCCAAGAAGAAAGCGAUGCUUGCAAAUCUGGAUGAACUUUUGGAGAGGAUGCCAUCGCUCCUUGACAUUGAUCAUCCAUGUGCUAAAAAGGAAAUCUUAGGUGCUCGUAAAGUUGUUGAGACAAUACCAGAAAGAGAUGAUCCCCAUGAUGAUGAAACACGAACAUUACAACCACAAGCAGAUUCGACUUCCAGUGCAGAGGUUGUAUCGCAGUGGAAUGUCCUGCAAUUCAACACUGGUUCUACGACCCCCUUCAUCGUGAAAUGUGGCGCAAAUUCUAGCUCCGAGUUGGUCAUUAAAGCGGAUGCACGCGUGGAGGAACCCAAGGGUGGUGAGAUCAUCAGAGUUGUUCCCAGACCUUUGAUUCUCGCUGAUAUGAGCUUUGAGGAGAUCAAGAAGGUGUUUGACCAAUUGCCCGAAGCAAUUAGCUUGCUAGCCCUCGCACGAACAGCAGAUGGUACGAGAGCCAGGUACUCGAGAUUGUACAGGACCUUGGCCAGUAAAGUUCCGUCACUGAAAGAUCUAGUUGCAGAGCUGGACAAAGGUGGAAUGUUGAAAGAUGUGAGAACAUAAAUGCAACAACAGAAUAAUCUCACCGUAAUGUGCUUAUGCACUAUUUUUCAUCUUGUUAACUCAAACAGCUAUUUUAGUCAUCCUACAGAAGGUUCCUAAGGAUGUAUCUGAAGGAGUUCCACAUAUUGAAGCAACUCAUCACCGCUUCGACAACUCUUGAUGAAGCAAAAGUUGCUGUUGUUUAUUAUCGGCGUCUUCAUGUACACCUUGUCCUCUUUGACUGAGAAAACGAGGAGCAAUGAAAAUGUAAGAACACUUGAAUUGAUCAGAAUGUAUAUGUGAUUUCAAUCUCUUUUGCUGUUUAAGAAUGACAGUUUAUGCCACAAACCAAUCUUAUUUAUGCUUUUUUUUUUGUUUAUUA